GGACCUCUCUCUUCAACUAAAACGCCGCUGAUGCGCAUUUCAUAAAGAGGGGGAUUGGCGCUUAUCUACUCGUCAAUCCAUGAAUCCAACGAGUUCAGUUUCUUGCCCGCUUUAUUACGCUCCCUCCCUUGGACGCCCAUUUUCAAGUUUCUUUAAUUUGAAAGAAUUUUCGGAACAAAUCUCGCCGAAUCAAACCAGCAGAAGAUCAAGAUGUCGAAGGAACUUGAAGAAGCAUUGCCACAUCACAACAGCAUGGACAUCACGAGACCCGGUGAUCCUAGCGAGAAAUCCUUUGGUGAGAAAAUGAAGAAACACUUCACACAAGAAGUAAGCACAGAUCAUGCAGACAUUCUUAUGUUGUUUUGUUGUCUCAUCACUGGAUUUCUGGACAGCACAUUGUAUAAUGCUUUCAAGACCUUCGUGUCUAUGCAAACUGGAAACACCAUCUUUGUAGCUCUCGGUGCAUCAGACCAGAACAACCGACCUUUCGGUUGGGCAAGAUCGCUCAUUUCCAUUGGUUGCUUUUGCAUUGGCUCCUUUGUCUUCUCACGAAGCCAUCGCUUCUGUGGCCCUCUUCAGCGGAGCACCCUCGUUGCUUCGUACUUGAUCCAGAGUUGUUGCAUCUUGCUAUCAGCCAGUCUGGUUCAGGGUUUCGUUAUCGAAGGCAACGUCCCGGCUGAUUUGGGGAAACAUUGGGACCAGGUUGGUCCUAUUGCAUUGUUGAGUUUUCAAGCAGCCGGUCAAAUCGUCUCUUCUCGCUUCCUAGGCGUGGGAGAAGUCCCUACUAUUGUCAUUACAUCGCUUCUCUGCGAUUUAUUAUCCGAUCCUCUUCUCCUCGCUUCCGUAACGCAAAACCCAAAGAGAAAUCGAAGAGCAAUAGGAUUUACAUUGACCCUCGUAGGUGCGAUUGUUGGAGGUUGGGUCAGUAAGGUUACGAAGAGUGUCAGUCCUAUGCUCUGGGUAGCUGGUGGUUGUAAAAUGGUAUUAACCGUAGUUUGGGGUUUGUGGAAGGAAAAGGUAUAGAGGAGGAUAAUUUCAUCUUUGAUCAGCGGCGGAGACUCGAACAAAAAUAAUAUAGAAGGGGAUGGGAGGACUGCGCGAUUAGAGAAGAAUAGAUAACUUAGAAGUGUAGAUGAAUAUAAAUUGUGGAAUGUCCCAUAGCAUAAACGGGAAAGCCAGUCGUCGUCUUAUCA
This is a messenger RNA of Botrytis cinerea B05.10, 1193 nucleotides long. RefSeq lists its product as hypothetical. The transcript is spliced from 4 exons. The record is from RefSeq and is a predicted model, not a curated record. Lineage: Eukaryota; Fungi; Ascomycota; Leotiomycetes; Helotiales; Sclerotiniaceae. The coding region runs from base 211 to 1023 and encodes 270 amino acids.